Molecule: messenger RNA, 2630 nt
Organism: Sphaerodactylus townsendi
Lineage: Eukaryota; Metazoa; Chordata; Lepidosauria; Squamata; Sphaerodactylidae
Gene: MACIR
Product: macrophage immunometabolism regulator
Exons: 2
Coding region: 478-1101 (207 amino acids)
Biological process (GO): negative regulation of cytokine production involved in inflammatory response; negative regulation of fibroblast migration
Source: RefSeq, a predicted model, not a curated record
AGGCCACCACGGCGGACACUCAAGGCUGGCUUGAACAGAGUGAUUCCUCUCAUCUGUUAGUGUGUUGGCUACAUCCCUAGACAAGAUCUUCUGUCACUCUAAGUUCACUCUAUUAUUACAUGACAUUUACCUUGGCAUACUGUUCUGAGACUGUUGCUUUUAUAUUUACUAGUCUAAAGAGAGGUCACUACUCUUUCUGUUUUUUGAAUAGGAAACUGAACCCAUGACGUAAAUGACUUGAUCAAGUGUGCACUAUGAAUGUCAUGGGACUUGAAUUCAAUCCCAACUCUGGGUAGAUGAGAACACAUUGCUUUACUCUGGCCCUGAUUAUGUUCUUCAGAAGAUCUAAACUAUCACAGGGUUAAAUUGGGAAUUAAAACCUGAGAGAAACUGUGGUAUGCUAUUCUGUGUAUUUAUAUCAUUCUAAUAAAGCUUUUUUAUUAUUAUUAUUUCCAGGCUAGCAGACUCAAAUUUAAAAUGGAAGUUGACAUUAACGGAGAGUCCAGGUCUAUCCUAGCUACUCUCCCCCUGCCUAUUGCUGACAUGGGUGCCACAGGCAAGGUAGACUCCGAAAAACCUCGUUGUUCCAGCACUCCAAGUUCACCGAUGCGUCAGACUGUUUCAGGCUAUCAGAUUCUCCACAUGGAUUCUAACUAUUUGGUUGGUUUCACAACUGGGGAGGAGCUCUUGAAAUUAGCCCAAAAGUGCACUGUAGGCGAGGAGAAUAAAGUUGAAGUGGUGCCUACCUUGUGCUCCAAGCAGCUUGAUUCAGGACUUUCCCGAUCCUCACGGGUAUGUAAAGCUAGAAGCAGAUACUACCAGCCUUAUGAAAUCCCAGCCAUCAAUGGUCGGAGAAGGAGACGAAUGCCUAGCUCAGGGGAUAAAUGCACCAAGCCACUACCUUAUGAACCCUACAAGGCUUUCCAUGGUCCUUUGCCUCUUUGCCUUUUCAAGGGUAAAAGGGCUCACUCUAAAUCUCUAGACUACCUCAAUUUAGACAGGAUGAACAUCAAGGAACCAGCUGACACAGAAGUGCUUCAGUAUCAGCUCCAACACCUCACCCUAAGAGGGGACCGUAUGUUUGCUAGGAAUAACACAUGAAGAUAAAUUUCACGUGAUUGUUUGUGGCAUCAAAAUCCUCCAUACAAUGUGGACAGACUUGAACAUGGUACUUAUUUCCCAUCAGCAGACAAUUUACAUGAAUAAGAUUAUGAAGAUGGUGUGGGGGUGGGGGAAUCAUAUGGAAGGAACUACUGGACAAUCCUGACUGCAGAUGUCUUUAGAAGACUACGAUGAAACAGAAGGUUUUGCACAGGGAUAACUGAGAUUUCUGAUGAUGUAACAUUCAGAAAUUGAUGCUCUAACUUGUUUCUGACUGGGCUUGCUGUAAGAAAUUACUAAUGGAUACGCACUGAAAUACACUCUUAAUUCUUAAUGUUAAAAUAUGUAUGUAUGCAACAACUUUUUGCAAUGUAGAAAAGAAAAUAUUUGACUAGAACCAUGUGUUCUUUAACCUAACCCAGUUUACGUUUCUUGUAACUGGAUUUGCACUGGGAAUGAAAUUAAUCACUGAUGACAUUAAGCCUGAGAGCUUUGUACUUGUAUUACUGGAGCGAAGUUUUAAAAAGUGUAACUGAAUUAGUUUUCAUAUUUCAAAUUGAUUUCAAUGUAAUUUUUAAAAAAUAGUUUCAAGGGAAAAAUGAAAUUACUUGGAAAGCAAACAUUAAUUGUUUGAUAAAUUUAGUUCCUUCAUUUAAAAAAAAAGUCUUAACUCCUGCCUUGGAACCUUUACAUUGUAUGUAUAUAUAUAUAUCAUAAAAGUCUGCCUAUGAAUCUGCAGAAUAUGAAAGGAGUUUUAAAUUCUAGCACUACCAUAUUGCAUAGUUAUGAUGGGAGGUCUUAUCAGACCAUAUGUUUAGCACUGUACUGGAUCAUUCCAGUUUAUUUACAGCACUGAACGGGCUUUAAUAAGAAAAAAAAAGCCGUGACCAUUUCAAUACUGGACUGUAAUUUAUGUCAAAUGCACUGGUUUACAAUGCUGUUUCAAGAGAUCAUUUCCAAAUAAACCCUAAUUUAGCUAGUCUAACUUUAGUGUUUAAAAUAAUGUGUAAUUUUUUAAUCUCUUUAAAACGUGCAGUUUGUUACUGAAGCAGUGUGCGACCAUUAUAUUUUUAAUCUGUAAAUUUACUUUGAUGUGAAGGCUUAAAAUGAUUUUGUUGGAAAGGGGGUGAGGGUUUAAAAAUGAUCUGUGAAACCAAUACUUUAUUGAUCAUUCCUGGGAAAGUCCUGACUUUUCUGAAUGGAAAGCCUGGGUGUUUAUUUUUUUCUUAAGAAGAAAUGUACGUUACUUGGAAAUCAUCUCAUCUUUCCUACUUUUCCCCACUCACAGUGCAGAAUUCUUAAAUUGUUUAAAUUUAAGAAGACGCUAGUGAUUUUUACAGCAAGCUGCACUAUUCUAUUGUAGUGAGGAAUGAUUUCUUAAACUGCUUGAGAUAGCUUUUAGAGUGACCUGAAGCAUACUGUCCAAUGCCAAAGAGACGGUUUUACAAAACUUAAUGAAAAAACAUUAUUUAUUGAUUUACCCUUUGAAACAACACUGUUGGCCAUGAAAUAAAAGGGUGAUGUGCAUA